UGAAAACUACAUGCCAUUGCAUUGUUGUUAUUUUAUUAAAAGCUCGUAAGUUUUUAAUCAAAAGUUAAAACGAUGUCGUGUCGUAAUGCAUCGCAUGCUGGUAGCUGGUACACAGAAAAUGGUUCAGAACUAUCACGUCAAUUGGACUUAUGGCUGUCGAAGGCUGACCUGACGCAUGGACCAGCUCGCGCCAUUAUAGCCCCACACGCCGGCUAUUCGUAUUGCGGCGCUUGCGCAGCAUUCGCAUACAGACAAAUUAGUCCUGUAGUUGUAAAGCGUAUAUUUAUCCUCGGCCCCUCCCACCACGUGCGCAUACGAGGCUGUGCCCUCUCAUCUCUGGACAAAUACGCAACACCGCUAUACGACCUCACUAUUGAUAAACAGAUAUACGCGGAGUUAGAAGCGACGCGCCAGUUCGAGAGGAUGGACAUACAGACAGACGAAGAUGAGCAUUCCAUCGAAAUGCACCUACCGUACAUUGCUAAGGUUAUGGAGGAGUACAAAACAGGCUUCACCAUAAUACCUAUUUUAGUGGGUACGCUAUCGCCGGAGAAGGAAGCCAAAUACGGCGCAAUCCUUGCCCCGUACUUGGCCGAUCCGCAGAACUUAGUAAUAAUUUCCUCCGACUUCUGCCACUGGGGCACACGGUUUCGAUACACGUGGCGAGAUAGUUCCCGGGGGCAGAUAUAUCAGAGCAUCGAGUGGUUGGACAAACAGGGUAUGGACAUAGUGGAGAAAAUGGAUCCGCGCGCUUUCACGGCGUAUCUCAACGAGUACGGCAACACUAUUUGCGGCAGACAUCCCAUAGGAGUUUUAUUACAGGCUAUCGCCAAACUGCAAAGCCAAUCCAACUGUCCGAGGAUGUCAAUGAAAUUCUUGAAGUACGCUCAAUCAUCUCAAUGUAUGAACAUGCAAGAUUCUUCCGUUUCCUACGCGAGCGCGUCCCUGGUUGUCGAAUAGAAUGUUAUUUGGCUGGCUUAAACUGUAUAAAUUUAGAUUUUUUGCAAUAAAAAAAAUGCAUUUUUUCCCGGAAAUAUUUUUUUUGCAUUUUUUGUCGAAAAUAAUAGUCGUACGCUGAUUUUUUGGUGUUUAUUUUUUAUGUAAACCCUUUCCGUGCGCUUUUUGGCUUUUUUUGUAACUUGACGGCGGUUAAAUAAAAAAAGAGCGUGCGUGUCUGUCGAACACCCGUGUCAGAAGUGUAACUUCUUUUCCAAGAUUAAAAUAUACCAAAAUCGUCGCCUUACUCCAUGACGUGACGGUAUUCCCAUGACGCGACCUUGAAAUUUUACUCUUAACGCGCGUCUAAAGAACUAUCACUUCAAAUUUUAUGAAAUGGUAGUUGCUAAAUUUGUAUAGUUUAAGCUAGCUUUUUAUAGACUAUACAGGGUUACCUGUAAAACACCAGCAACCUCGCAGGACAAGAUAGCUUACAUCA
Colias croceus (clouded yellow) is the source of this 1435-nucleotide messenger RNA. Its product is annotated as protein MEMO1. Lineage: Eukaryota; Metazoa; Arthropoda; Insecta; Lepidoptera; Pieridae. The transcript has 9 exons. Bases 73 to 960 code for a protein of 295 amino acids. The record is from RefSeq and is a predicted model, not a curated record.